CUAGUAUUGCCAGUCCAGGCUGAGGUCUCUUUUGCUCAGCUCUCACUUACAGGUGAAGAUGUAGAUUAAAACACAACCAAGAUGGUUGACAAUUGUAAACAUGUGAUAAAGGUCAACCCUGCCAGGGACCACUCAAUCUUGAACCCUCAGAAAUGGCUUUGUAAUGUCUGUGGUACCACUGAAAGUGUUUGGGCUUGCUUGAGCUGUCCCCAUGUUGCUUGUGGACGCUACAAUGAGGAGCAUGCUUUAAACCAUUUCCUUGAUUCAAAACAUCCUCUUGCUCUGGAAGUGAAUGACAAAUAUGUCUUCUGCUAUGAAUGUGAUGAAUAUGUGCUCAAUGACAAUGCGGCUGGAGACAUUCGUCUUCUCCGGAGUGCGCUUAGUGCAAUAGCAACACAGACGUUCACAGAUUUAGAAUCACGAGGGAAGCGCAUUCUGAGGUCUCGGACAUUCUCAGGGUUCCCCAGUAGGUCUGCUAGUGCUAAUCAUCUGAUCAAUCAAGAUAAGAGUUAUACUGCUCUGUUGCACAGAAGGCUUCGUUUGCUUGGCCGAGCAUUCUACACCUGGCGCGACAAUGUGUGGAAGAAUCGCCCCCCGCCGCUACCAAAACCCAAGCCUCCACCGCAGGCACCUCCACCACCCAAGCCCACCCCGCCGCCCAAAAUGUCGACGCCAAGUGCAACCAUCAGCAGAAAGAAAAAGACCAUGAUACCAGGCGUUGUUGGUUUGAGGAAUCUAGGAAAUACAUGCUACAUGAAUGCAAUUUUACAAGUAUUAAGUUUUUCUUUCAGUUCGAUGGACGAAUUCCGCCAACAUUUUCUCAACUCUGAGUCUCCUGUGCCCAUAUCUAGUCGCCGAAGUUCGUCAGCAUCUGCUACACCUACAAGUCCAACCACCGUACGACAGUCGCCACGACUUCUGCAGAGACAGACAACAAUGGAAUGCUUUGAUCAAGUUAUUUCCCCGCUGGAAGGCUGCAUACACAAGAAGGGAGGCUUGAAUGGUGGUGGCUCUGGUCAGAGUAAAGCGGUGCAGUUGGCCAAGUUACGUCAAGGUGGAGUGCAGUCGCUGAGUCAUGAACUCCACGCCUUGUUCAGAGUGAUGUGGUCAGGCAAGUGGGGCAUUGUCAGUCCACAUUCAAUGCUGCAUGCAGUAUGGAACAUCAUACCUUUCUUCAAGGGAUAUUCACAGCAGGAUGCACAAGAGUUUUUAACAGAACUGCUAGACAAAGUUGAAAAUGAGAUGCAGAAUGCGAAAUCUGCACAGAGCCGGCGGCUACUUAAACUAGCCAACAACCUCGUGACAUCGACCUUCCAGGGACAACUUGUGAGCCAGGUGAAGUGCCUAGCAUGCAAAAACCUCAGUAAUACUUAUGAGCCGUUUUGUGAUCUGUCGCUGGAGUUUCCUGAUCGCUACCAGAUUUCAGGGACGUACAAGAUCGUAUCACAGGAAAGUUGCAAUUUGACUGAAAUGUUGGCCAAGUUUACUGAAGUUGAAAAGCUUGAAGGAAGAAUCUAUGCAUGUGAGAACUGCAACAGCAAGAGAAGACGAGCAUCCCACAAACCAGUCGUACGAACUGAAGCGGAGAAGACAUUCAUGAUAAACAAACUCCCAAAGGUUUUGCGAUUGCAUCUCAAGCGGUUCAGGUAUGUGCAAUUUGGGUUGCAUCUUCCCACCCGGUCCAGAAGGUGGUCGGGAAGAAACCACAGAGAGAAAAUUAACACCCAUGUUGACUUCGGCGAGGAGCUUGAUCUAAGUCCUUUCUGUUCGGCUGCAGAGGAAGGGCCGUUUCUCUACCAACUGUCUGCCGUGGUGAUCCACCAUGGGAGAGGGUUCAGCUCGGGGCACUAUACUGCAUUCUGCUGGAAUGAUGAAGCUGGUUCCUGGGUCCAUUGUAAUGAUGCACGAGUGGAGUCGUGUAAAAUCAAGGAAGUGACGAAGAGCCAAGCAUACAUCCUACUCUACACGAGAAAGAACGAGUCGGUCCAGUUCGAGGAGAUCGCACAGGCACUGAAUGCUGCCCCAGCUGACGAUUCAGGUGACGAGAUCAUUCUCAAUAUCAAAAGUGAGGAGAAUGAACAAACUGAGGUCGUCCAGAACGUCUUGUCAAAGAUGUGUAGCGUGAAUGAGGACAGUGUCAACAGUGGAGCAUCAGGGCUUCAGCGUUGUAUUUCUUUGGCAACUGAUGGCGUUAUGACGACUGGCGAGAUGCUGGGGAGACUGAUCGAAAACUCUGAUGAGUUUGUCAAGUCUAGCAACAGUGAAGUUGAUAUGGUCGGUGACCGGGAACCAUUCGCUGUGAAUAUGUUAAUGAACCCAGGGAAAACUAUUCCAGAUUUUGUGGAAGACAGGCCUGUUCUUUUGGUUGGGGGCAUAGGAAGCGUUGAAACCCCAGACAAAGUGGCUGUCUCAGACUUUUCUGCAGCCACCCCAGAGAAGUUAGAAAGAAUGGAGACUAGAAACUCCUCCCCUGCCCAGGGUCUUGGAGAGAAAGAGCUCUUGGCAACCCCUCAGGAGGAAGACGCGUCACCGUCAAAGACUAAUCCGACUUCUGACCAAGUUUUGAAAACAGUUCAUGUUGAAUCAGUCAGUUUGUCUGAAACUUCAGGAGAUUUAUCAUGUGAGAUGCCUAGCUCAGCCAUGUCUGAGAAAACGGUGAAUUCACCAGAAAUACUUGUGAAGUCACCUGAAAAACAUGUUAACUUGGCUGACAUAUAUGUGAGAUCACCAGAAAAACUUGUGGUAACAUCAGAAAGACCUGUCGAAUCACUGGUUACCGCUGUAGUUAUGAAUAAUGAACCUCUAACGCCACCACUAGAAAACUGUUCAGUCACACAAGAAAACAUUGUAAACUCACCUGAAAAAUUGUUAGAGUCACCAUGUAAUGUUUUAGUAGCACAUCAAGUAUUCGUUAAACCACCAAACGCACCGGAAAACAUGGUAAAAUCACCAGAAAAGUUUAAAAAGGCAGUAGAAAAGACUAUUUCACCAUUGAAACUAUCAGAGACACCAGAAAAAUUGUCUGAAAAGAUUACACGAUCUCCCACCAAGGCCACAAAGCUAAAUGAAACAACUGUGAUGUAUCCAGAAUGUUCCACCAGGACAAGAAAACGGACCAGUAGUCAAAGUGAUUCAGAGUGUGAUGGGCAUGUUCCGUCAUCGCCGAGGUCUCGGGUGGGACGUCUUCCAUCUUCCUGGCUCCGAAAACGUUCUGCCGAGGCAGAGGAUUUGCCAGAAAGACCUUACAAGCGUUGUAGGACAACAACUUUGUAGCACCAACGAUUAGCUGUCACUUCUGUGGCUCUAUUUUUAUAGUGAAUGCUAUCAACAGCGUUCAGAAUCAAAGAUGCCACAUCCAUUGUACCACAAGGGAGCUCAGUGUUCAGAUGGGGGAUUUUCAAGGUUUUGCUGGCUACUUAAACUUGCAAAGCCAAACCCACUGUGUUUGUCUUGAGUGUGGGAGAUGGGAACAUCUUGGUACUACUGGGAAAAUACUGAUUAACUUUGAUACAUCCUGUACAUGUGGCAGGUUUCUAAUGUGCUACAAAUUGUAUGAAGAUUGCUGUAUUUUUGGCCACUUAUGAGAGUGCACUAAAAACUUGCAGGCGCUAGAUAUUUGUGUAGUUGACAUAUUUUUGUUGCUGAGUGGAUGAUUUUAGUGUCGAUGGUUUGUGUAUUGGAGUGAGUUUGAUUAAGACUUACUUGAAAUCGCGGCUUUCAGAGGGGAUGAAUUCGAUUGGCAGAACUAGAACAUUUCGCACUCUACCAAUUGUAAAACUGUCUACUCUUGUGUGUGUUUGUGCGGGGGUCUCGAAAAAUCUUUCUUUACAUAUUGGGAAUGUCUGAUCAAAUCUUGGUUAUUUAAAAGAUGUGCAAACUUUGUAGAUAGUUGCAACAAGAAGGGGUUUGUGAUCCCCCUAUCACAUGCUGCUAUCUGCUCUCUUAGUCAUUGGCAAUAGAAUGUGUGUCUAUACGCCGCAGAAUUUUGUGUGUAUCUCUGAACAUUUCAAGGAGUUCAAGUGGCCUGGCUUGCAUAAUUGAGGUGACUGCUUGAAAUCUAUUUGGACCAUUAGCAUGGAUUAUGUUUUUGAUGAUAGAUGUCAUUUCUAAUAAUUUGCAGCAAAGAUUUCACAAAUUCAAGUUGGUUUCAAAUUGGUUUGGAUAAAAAUUGUAGCUCCCAUUGUACUUAGUUACUUUGUUAUCAUUAGAUGACCCUUAUUUUGUGUGACCUCUAUUUAUUAUUGUCGACUGUAAACCUAUUGACCAGGUGGCUUUGGGAACCACCAAGCUUGUCUUUACUUAAGUGGGUACAGCAAAAACAGACAUUGUGUGUGUGAAUCCCCCUGUGCUGAUUUGGAUGUCAUGUAGUGUCAUUAAUUAAUUUGGAAGUCGUUUGGAGUUGAUACACAAGUGUUGAUUUCAAGUCACUCAAAUCGGCUUCAAGCAUGUAACUUGUACAAUAAAAACAUUUUUGUAACCUAAAAACUUGGUUGUUGAUGUGUCAUGCUGCUUUAA
Messenger RNA from Lineus longissimus, 4515 nucleotides. Its product is annotated as ubiquitin carboxyl-terminal hydrolase 44-like. The transcript is spliced from 14 exons. The record is from RefSeq and is a predicted model, not a curated record. Bases 82 to 3273 code for a protein of 1063 amino acids. Gene Ontology annotation, cellular component: cytoplasm. Gene Ontology annotation, molecular function: zinc ion binding; cysteine-type deubiquitinase activity. NCBI's taxonomy places the organism in Eukaryota, Metazoa, Nemertea, Pilidiophora, Heteronemertea, Lineidae. Gene Ontology annotation, biological process: protein deubiquitination.